Molecule: messenger RNA, 4970 nt
Organism: Notothenia coriiceps (black rockcod)
Lineage: Eukaryota; Metazoa; Chordata; Actinopteri; Perciformes; Nototheniidae
Product: E3 ubiquitin-protein ligase CBL-like
Exons: 6
Coding region: 1-1251 (416 amino acids)
Source: RefSeq, a predicted model, not a curated record
AUGGCCGGAAACCCCCGCAGAGGAGCCGGAUUUAUCGGGCUGAUGAAGGACGCUUUUCAGCCGCAGCAGCCUCUGCAACAGCCCGCAGUGGUGGAGAAGAAGAUGGUGGAGAAGUGCUGGAAACUCAUGGAUAAGAUCUCAGUAACUCACAGAGAUAAGCCCCUCCCCCUUCCCCCUGCCCUUAGAGAGCUGCCCCCCCCUCCCCCACCUGAGCGUCCCUCCCCCUCUCUGAUUGGUCAGGACUGCCGGCUGCAGAGGAGGCCCCUCCCCUCGACCCCCGACCAAUCAGCAUGGGCCUCAAACUACAUGGUUCCCCGCCCGGCAACCAAGGUCCUGCCCACCACCUCCUCUGUCUCCCCCUCCCCCCCCAACGGAGACGCCAUCAAACCUCAGGCCGCCACCAACGCCGUUUACUGCCUCGCUGCCAGGUCUCUGUCUGCGAUGGCGAGCGCUGAGAGGCCCCCGUCUGACGAGGAGGAGAACGAGUACAUGAGCCCCACCUCGCUGCCUGUCUGCGGGGCCGCGUGGGUCCUCUCCGGCUCCCUGGUGCCCCCCCCACCCGUCAACAACAACAACCACAACGACGUCAGUGAGUUGGUCGACAGCGACUCUGAGGAUCCUCAAGUCUACGAGUCCAUGUUUAACAUCCAGGCUGCUUCCUCUGAGGCCUCGGACCCCGAGCCCCCUCCCCUUCCAGCGGUGGUUCCUCAGGAGAAGAAGGAGGACUCGGCUGAGGAGGAGAUCUACGAGUACGACUGUCCGAGACCCAUCCUCCCCCCCGCCCCCACCCGCAGGACGCUGUCAGACAUCGGGGGUCCAUCAGCGUCCUUCAGCACGCUCAGCAUCGACAGCGCCGUCGAAGCCAGUAUGUUUUCAGUGGAGCCUGAACGCCCCCCCAAACCUCUCCCUCGACGAGCAAACUCCGACCGAAGACCUCGUCCCGCAAACCGUGAAUUACCCGCUCCGUUACCAGAACUCCCUUCAACCUCUUCUUCCACCUCUUCUUCCCCUACUCCCCCUCCUCCUAUUGCUCUCCCUCUUCCUCUUCCUCUCCCUCUUCCUCUCCCUCCUCCCACCACUCACCCGGGGAACCAGUCCCUGAACGGAGAGAUCGAGUGCCUCGUGUCGCAGGGAUACUCCUUACAGGACAUCCAUAAAGCGCUGAUGAUCGCGCAAAACAACCUGGAGACGGCCAAAAACAUCCUGCGGGAGUUUGUUUCCAUCCCAUCGUCUGCUCACAUCGCCACAUAGUCACUCCUCUUCCUCUUCCUCUUCCUCACCUGCUGUGUCUCUCCACUCUGUGCCAUUAUCACGGAAAAAGCAUUUACCGAGCACUUUUCCUGCAGGGCCACUCAAGGCCAAACGGAAAUGCUGCGUUCAGGAGAGAUAUCAUCUGAGUUUUAUUGUGAAAAUAUAUGAGUUUGUUGAACCGAUGCCAAGUGUUCGUCCUUGAUGCUUCAUCGUUAUCUCGUUGUUGCAACUUGAAAAUUGAGGGGUUUUGUUUUUAAGCUACCGUUUGUAUGUUGGCAAAAAACUUUGACAGAGAAGCCUAUGGUGGCCCGGAAGGUCAAAACACAGCAAAAUGUAACAUAAAGGAAAAAGACUUAAGUAAACCUCACAACCGUUUACAAAAGCAUUUCCCCAAACACAAAAAUAAUGUCAGGUUUUUGGGGAAAUGUCUUGUUUUGACCUUCAGGGCCACCGUACAGUCGGAUAUGACCUGAACGCAGCACACGUGAAGCCUUUACAGUUAAAGAAAACCCUGACAACAAUUAACAAAACCAUUUGACAAAUAGCUAAAACAUUUCAAAAAACACAACCAACAUUUGAACUGUGUUUUCGUUGCGUUUUGACCUUCAGGGCCACCGUACUCUCGAUAUGACCUGAACGCAGCACGCCUGAAGCCUUUACCGUUCUUAAGCCGAUGUUUGACCCCGUUCGUGUUUCCUGUAGAGGGAAAUUCGUGUCUGAAUUCCACUGCCGUUCAGUUUGGUGCUUUAAAAAAAAAAAAAAAUGCUUCUUAGCGGCGUACGAAUAAUGUAGCGGCGGCGAGAAAACAAGUGGUGUUUGUAUGCUGAUGAAUGUGCAGAAUCGCAGGGCUUCAUGUCUCCAUAUUUCCUCUCGAUGAUGGAUCUCUAAUGAAAUAACAGAUGUUUAAGUAACUUGUUGUGCUGUGUUUAGUACUAACAAUGGCUGGAAGUUCAUUUCCUCAUUUAACUCGUCAUUUAAAGCUUCUGGUUUCUACUAAUAAGCAGAAAAAGGACUUUGACAUGUGCUGCUGGAUCUCCUCUCACGUCUUCAUGGGAUUUUUUUGGCUCCGCGUCACAUUUGUACCCAGCUGAGGAAUCAGGUUGAAGGGAUUUACAUUAAAGUGUAAAAGCAGAAGGUCUUCAUGUGGACGCAGGUACUGCUUCACAGCUAGGUUUGAAUGUAAAGAGAGGAACAUGUGCUAAAGGACACAUGAUAUAAUGAACGAGCACGAGCUAAUGACGAAAACAUUCCUAAGAUUAGAUUUGCCCGCUUCUUGUUACUCGCUGAUACAAAGGAAAUUCCACAAUCCUCUCGACGCCACGGUAAAACGGUUUGUUAUCUUUGUUAUUUAGCCAUUGGGAGUUAACGGCUAAAAACACCAAAAUAUUAAAUAUAUCCAAUAAAACUGCAUUAAACACUCCUUUAGUACAGUUUACAUACUUUUUUGUUAGGAAUGUAAACAGGUUCCUUCUCCAAUAUCCAUUUUAUAUGACUGUGAAUACAUCUUAAAAACAACUUGUGUUCAAGCUGUUAACAGCUAGCAGCUAAGCUAAAAAACAAAACAUUAAAUUUAAUGUACUUCAUUCUACACUCAUUGUUAGGAAGUUAAACAGGUCCCCUUCUCUGAUAUCUAUUAAAUAUUUCUAUGAAAACAUCUCCUUCAAAACUACUUUAUUAAUUCGAGUUUGUUAGCUGUUAGCUCCAUCAUUUAGCUUCCGUCUGACAACAGCUAACGGCUAACAAUACAAUGGUAAAAAGACAUAAGCUUUAAAUGUCAUGUUCUUCAUUAUACACUCCUUUAUUAAAGUAACACAGGUCCCCUGUGAUAGCUAUUUAUUAAACUGUGAAAACAUCUUGUAAAACAACUUCAUUAAUUCAAGUUUGUUCACGCUGCUAACGGCUAGCAGCUAUUGGCUAGCAGCUAUUGGCUAAUGUUAAUUAUAGCUCUCCUGCCGAUUUUGAGAGUUUAUUAAAUAUGAUAUAAGUAUAAGUCUUGCAUUGAAAAUCUUACUGAAGUAAAGGUUAGUAUACUCAAAAUGUAGGUAAAGUAUUAAAGUACCCAAUUGUGAAAAAUCAUAAAAAUAAAUUUAAAAAAACAUCCAAAAACUUUAAAUACAUUUUUUUUUUAAUGGAUGGAAAAUUCAGUGAUUUUUAAAAGAUGCCAUUUUAAUCAUCCCUCGAUUGUUUAUGAACUGUUGGCCAGUUUAAUGUAAUUGUAGAGAAAUGGGAGUAAAGAAAAUACACAAGUACAAGUAUGUCACAUGUGAACUUAAAAACUCAACUUGAGUAAAUGUACUUCACACGAAGUCAAACUGAAUAUUUUGUGUAUUUUUCUCAGGUUUUCAGUUUUUUCAGUGGACCAAUAACGAGCGUCUCAUUUCCAAUUUCGCGUUUAGAAACAGGAAGUGUCCCGUCUAACAUUGAGUGCAAUUUCCUCCCUUUUAUCCCCUCAAAUCCCCUUAAAUCGUCACUUUGGAUUUCUGCAGUAACGUGUAAAUGUGCCUUCUGUCGACAAACCAAAACACGACACAUUUAUUGCUUAAAUUAAAUAUACACACUUUUCUCUUUCUCCGUUAUUACUUUUUACUUUAUUCCUGCAGAUAUACACUUUGAAGGAGCUGGAGUUUGCAGGCAAAGCAUCAAAGGAAAUAUAUAUAUAUAUAUAAAUAAGAGCCACAUUAAAACUAGAUUUAUUUUAAAAAGUCAAAAUAAAUAUCAAACCCUCUUUAUUUUGUACACAGAGUACAGCACACAGCGAAAGUAUAACUGCAUCAAACACAGUCCCUACAGACUGAGACAAAUGUAAUAGUUACGGGCAUUGUGACGUAAAAGAAAAAAAAUGCAUGUUAGCGCCCCCUAGUGGACAACUAAUGCGCGAUUUACAAAUGCUUUUUAAAGUAAAAUAAAAAAAAUGCUUUUAUGAUUGAACUAUCUUCUAAUUAUGAGGUACUAUCUACUCCUUCUCAUAAACACCGUCAUAUGUUUAUACAGUGAAUGCUAUAUGCGACCGUACUGCAGGAUUAAACGAUGAUACCUCCUAAGGGUGGGGGGAUAUGAAGAUAAUGUGGCAAAAAAUUUAAUAUUUAGAAAACGAAUCUUUGCAUUUAUAGGAUGUUAUUAAUAAAUUAAAAUACUAAAUUAAGUGCUGUAAUAUUUGCAUUGUUUACAUCACUUGUUAUUGUCAGUAACAAGGCAUAUUAAAUAGAAAUUGGCUGUAAUAAUAAUAAUAAUGCAUUUACCUUUUAUAAAUCAAAACAUGUCUUAAUAUUAUUCAUAUGAUGGUAUAUUAUCAUCUUUUAACAAUACAAAAAUAUUGGUAUAAUUGAAAAAUAUUGCCGUAUCUCCCGCCCUCAGUUUAGAUAUCUUUAAGACUGCAGAUUUUAAUUUGAUAAAUAAAUUGAAAAUAAAAAUCUGAAUCAAUUCAGGGCCGUCUCCUUGCUAUUGAAAAUACAAUAAGUACUGUAUGCCCCCAACACACACACACACACACACACACACACUCCCUCACUGAUGUCUCAGCUGGUCUUUAAUGAUGUAUUUGUGAUAUAUUAAUAACGGUCACUCGCCUUCUCAACUUGCCUACUAAAAGUCGUCCUCAUGCUUUGUUGUUGUAAAUAUGAUUUUAUUUAUUGUCUUUUUAAUAUCCUCAGCAUUCGUUGUGUUGCCAUGUUUUCAUGCCUAAGCCAUUAAGAUUUUUAAUUAAACAAUAUUUUCUUUAA